Brassica napus (rape) is the source of this 2518-nucleotide messenger RNA. RefSeq names its product myb-like protein X. The record is from RefSeq and is a predicted model, not a curated record. The coding region runs from base 737 to 2074 and encodes 445 amino acids. Lineage: Eukaryota; Viridiplantae; Streptophyta; Magnoliopsida; Brassicales; Brassicaceae. The transcript has 4 exons.
GAGAGAGAUAUUUCUCACUUUCAUCAUUGUUCAUCUUCUCUCUCUCUCCUCUCUAUCUUGUAUAUGAUUUUCAAAUAAAACCAAAAAAAAAAUGUUUUCAAAGAACCACCCUUUGAUUUUCCAAUUUCUCUAUUGAGCUGAAAAACCUUUUUAAUUUUAAAGUGAAAGUUUUCGUGUUUUUUUUUUUUGAAAUUCUGAUCCGCCGAAUAAUCUGAGCUAAUUGACGUUGUGUUGCUAAUCUGGGUUUUCUCAAAAUCUCGUCUUUCUUACUUGAACCUAAACCCAAUUGCAAUUAGCAAUCGUCGUUGGCUGCUGAAUUUUUUUUUGGUCCGAUUGGUUUUUGAUUUUUGUUUAGGGUUUGAUUGGAUCGCAGCCUAAUUUGCGGUUUUUGAUACUGUUAGGGAUUGUCCCUCGGAGAUUAAACACUUGUGGCAAAGAGUCUUUGUGAUCGAGAAUAAGUGUGUGUAUCAAUCGGAAAGAGAAAGAGGAAGCUACCUUUUAAGGUUAGCUACAAAUCUCGCCGAGUUAGUUGCUAAUUUUAUAGUGCCUUUAAGGAUCUGUCAAAAGAUAAAGGAGGAUUUGAAGUGUCCUUUUGGUUUGCUGGUGAACCAAGUUUUGGAGCUUCUUAAAGUGAUUUUUUUUUUAUUGGAUAUGAUGAGCUAAAAGGGGGAAGUCGAGAGAGUAUAUACCACUUUUACGGGGGCUUGAGGGAGGGAGGGAGGGGGGUAAAAGUGCCAUGUCUCGUUGCUUCCCGUUUCCACCUCCAGGAUAUGAGAAGAAGAUUAGCACCGAUGAAGCAAACCCUUUGAUAAAGGAAAAACAAAAGAAGGAAAAGAAGCACAAAAAGGAUAAGGAAAAGAAAAAAGAUAGAGAAACAAGCAAAGACAAACACAAGGAACGGAAGGAGAGAAAGGAGAAACAUAAAGACAAGAAAGACAAAGACCGUGAUAAAGAAAAGAGCUCAACUUCAGAGGACAAAAAAGCUUCUUCUGUUCUGCCCAACACAAAGGACAGUGAACAGCUUGUAACAGAUAAUGGUAAUGGAGAGUCUAAGUUUAUUCAGGAUCUGGCAAGAAGGAUCAGAGAUGAAGAAGCUACAGACAGCCAAAGUGUGGGAAAGAUUAGUUUUCCCAAUGGAGUCACAGAGAACAAGCCAAUGUCACAAAACAACCAUAGGAAAGUUGAUGAAAAGCGAAGCUACACCAUGGCAAAAAGGUCUGAAAAUGCGGUUCUUCGAGUACCAUCCAGCACUGAUCAGAAUGGAUCUGAUGUUAUGGUUAAACCAUCGGAGAAAAAGGAUCAUGAGAAGAAUCACCGCAGGGAAAGUGUUACCAAGAGUGAUUUGCCAUCGGACAGCGAAAGGAUAAAGAAAAACGAACCAAAGUACACAACACAUAGAAGUAGUCAAGAGGAGAAAGAGCAAAUUGGUCAUGACAAACCAAAGUAUGUAGAGGGAGGGCCGAGGCUAAAAGAGAGAGACUUAGACUUUAGAGUGCAUGACCUUUCAAAGGCAAGCGUUAAAAAUCUCACCGCAGGUGGAGUACUUGGCAAACGGAAAGAUCAUGAGACAAAUGGUUUCUUGUAUGAGAAUGGAUCUAGGCAAAACAAGAUACAGAGGCCAGCUGCUUCUCCAAUAACAUCCGUGGAAAACGGGAGGAUGUUGGGAGGAUGCCAAACUCUUCCUAAACCUGUUACUGAGUUGCAAGGAACAGUGUGUAGUAAUCCACUGGUCAAGGAGGAGCAUAGAGUUAACGGUUUCAUUGAUUCUCAAGAACCCAAAGAUCGUCCAAAGAAAGUGAAAGAAAACGGCGGAGCGUCAGCGAAGAAGCGGUCUCAUCCGGACUUGAAGUAUUUGGAUCAGAUACUGAAUGUACCGCAGAGGGAGGAGUUGUGUGAGGUUGGUGAGAAUGAGGAACAAGAGUGGUUGUUUGGUCAGUCUGGAGUGAAAUUACUAAAGAAGCCAAGGAUAGAUUCUUCUACCACUUCAUUGGAUGAGUCUCUGCAAGUCUGGAACCAGGCUCUUAGAUUAGAAUCUGCUGAUACGGUUGCUCUUCCAUAUGUGGUUCCCUUCUAGUUUGAUGACACUCUAACGUUCAUUAUUCACUUCAGCCGAGGAGAAAGAUCCUCCCUCACAUUCUAUUACUCGGUUUAGCAAAUCAUAAUGAGUUGAUGGAAUGAGAGAUUUUGAGGGAUGACUGGUUUGGCUUCAUGAGAAGGAGAAACUUCCUUGCAAGAACACGUCAAGUCUAUGUAGGUUUUAGAGUACGGUCUUUUUUUCGAGUGUGAUUGUUGGAAACGAGAUUUCAGACUUUUGCUUCAGUUUUGAUUCUACUGUGUCAUCAUCAUAUGUUGAUGAGAUUAGCAUUAAGCUGUAUAUUAGAGAGGAUAUAGAAAAUGGGGGGGGGGGGGGGGAGAUGUUAUAAUUUUACCCACUAAUACAUUACAUUUUUACAUUUUGUCUCCUCUCUUCUGGGAGAAUCAAAGCCAUUCUUGGAAUGCAAACAACAUUUCAUCUUCA